AUGAAAGCCGAUGCUUUCAUUGGCCGGUCUCCAUACCAAUUAACAAACAAAUCUGGUUAUAUCAAAUUAAUUCGUCAAGCAUUUCAGUUCGUUGAACGUUAUUUUCAGGAAAAAUUUAAAGAUGAAGAUGGAAAAAUUCAUUCAACGUUUGCUGAACAUCUAACAUUAGCAAAACUGUAUUGUCAAUUAGAAGACGCGUCAACGUUUAUCAGCGGUGAUGAAGAUGUAUCAAUGCAUGACAUGGAUUUUUUUGAACCAGGAUCCAAAAGAGCAAAAGAUACACAGCCAACAUAUAUUAAUGCAUUUAAUGGAAUCUACUCGUUAUUAAAAGGUACCAUGUUAUACAAUAAAGACAUUGCUGACAGGUCAUUAACGUUGUUAUGCCCAACGAUUGGUAACUGCUGGUCUCAAAUUUUGGAAUAUUUUACCAGUUCAAAUGCUACAAAUGGUCUUUAUGAAAGAAUUUUAUAUUGGUGUAUUUCGAAUUUGAAUUUUGUCGAAAAUACCCUACCGUUAAAUAAAAAUUUAGUAUCACUAGGGCAAUUAUUCGUAAUUCGAAUGUUAAUUGGUUUUCGAGUUUGUGAAUAUGAAACAGAUGCUAUUGCUUAUUUGCAACCUAUAUUAAAAGGUUUACGUUUGAAUCGUUCUCCACCACAAAUGAGAUGUAUACCAUCACAUAAUAAUAAACCUUUAGAACGUCGUUCUGCAGAUCUGAUAGAACGGAUAGCAUUUGUGAUACAAAAUGUGUUUGAUGUACUAAAAGUAUUGAAUGGUAUUGAAGAUUUGAAGUUUCAUACCAUAGCAAAAGAGACGCUGACGAGAAUAAAAGAAAAUAUCCAAAUAUUAUAUGGCAAAAAUGAUGAUGAUAGUAAUAUCGAUGAUGGACGAAUGGGCUAUCCAAAUAAUAUUGAUCUUAAAGACUUAGCGGUUGUACGAAUAACAACAGUAUCAAAACCGCCGAAAAAAUCAAUGAAAAUAACAUUAGCUGCAGUGAAAGCAGCUGUACGUAUAUACGAUGAUUUAUUUUAUCCGCAAGCGUUGCAUUUAUUUUGUUCUGAACCAGAUAAUCAUCAAAAAGAAAUCGGUAAUCUCGAACAUCAACAUGCAAUAUUACAAACACCAUUUAAUGCAUUUUCAUUAAGCACAUUAACUAGAAGUGGUUGUAUUUUUCAUAAUCAUACCAGAGAUAAAAUUCAUGUCUAUGGAUUAUUAGCAGAUUUAGUUGAAAAAAAAUUUUAUCAUAUGGCCAACAUAAGUAUGACACCACAGAUACUUAUAGCAGAUGGCUUUACAGAAAUGGAAGAAAUAGUACUAAAUGGUGUUGAUCAAUCAGCUGUUAGUAAAUUAAAUGAUGAGAACAAUACAAAUGGAUUAUCCAUAAAUGAUUAUACAGGAGGUUUGUUGAUAUAUAAAGCACUAGUGCCAAAUUGUAUAAAUUUAUAUAUAUAUAAUAUAUUUUGCUUCUUUUAUAGAUAUACGUCCACAUUAUCAAAUAAUAUUCCAUUAAGUGACAAAACCAACACAUCGUCGAACUCAGAAAGAACAACAUUUAGUACAGUACGUGGUGUAUUGAGUGAAAAAAUAAAAGAUAUAUGUGGAAAAGUUUUGAUGAUAGAUUCACCGUUGCUAUCACGAACGCUAUUGAAUCGAUCUAUAAGCGGUCACAAUAUGACUGACAUACACAAAGCAUGUGAAGUAUUAAUUAAAAUGAAAUUAUUAUCGUUAAAAACAGAUUUUUUGGCUAAUAAACAUAGUUAUCGGCCUUGUUAUUUGAAAUUAUUACCACAUACAGCAGUAGAAGAGAUUAAUUUCUCGAUGAUGUUAAAAGAUGUUGAAAUUAAAGAUAUUCAAAUGUAUUUUAAUACUAUGAAGAAGAUUAAAACAAAAAAUUUGGCAUUUGUUACGCAAGAUGCAUUGGCCUUGUUCAAUAGUCCACCUUAUUGUGAACAUGUACUGAAAAUUGGUGAACGUUUAGUAAUGAAACCAACCGGAAGAAAAGUUUGGAAUUUCGAUAAUAGUGAAAGAAAUGUUGAUGUUGUAAAAUCGACUGCAAAUAAUGCUAACAUAAGUAUGCACAGUUGA
Didymodactylos carnosus is the source of this 2082-nucleotide messenger RNA. NCBI's taxonomy places the organism in Eukaryota, Metazoa, Rotifera, Eurotatoria, Philodinida, Philodinidae. The record is from the annotation of a GenBank genome assembly.